Messenger RNA from Culex quinquefasciatus (southern house mosquito), 806 nucleotides. RefSeq names its product glutathione S-transferase 1. Gene Ontology annotation, molecular function: glutathione transferase activity. The record is from RefSeq and is a predicted model, not a curated record. Gene Ontology annotation, biological process: glutathione metabolic process. Lineage: Eukaryota; Metazoa; Arthropoda; Insecta; Diptera; Culicidae.
CAUCUCGCAUCGCUCAGUUCGAAUCUGGCAUUCGACGUGGGAAGACUUGAAGAUUUUAGGUUCAUCCUGCACCAAAAUGGGCAAAAUCGUGCUGUACACCGCCAAGCUGAGUCCUCCGGGACGUUCCGUUGAGCUGACCGCCAAGGCUUUGGGCUUGGAUCUGGACAUCAAGCCGAUCAACCUGAUUGCUGGAGAUCACCUGAAGCCGGAAUUCGUGAAGCUGAACCCCCAGCACACGAUUCCGACGAUCAUCGAUCAAGACGGAACGGUGGUAUACGACAGCCACGCGAUCAACGUUUACUUGGCUACGAAGUACGGAAAGGACGACAGUCUGUAUCCGGAGGAUGUGGCUACCCGGGCCAAGGUUAACGCUGCCCUGCACUUCGAUUCCGGGGUUCUGUUCGCCAGACUGCGGUUCUACUUGGAACCCAUUCUGUACUACGGUCCGGCGAAGCCCCAGGACAAGAUCGAGUACCUGUACAAGGCGUACCAACUGCUGAACGAUACCCUGGUCAGCGAUUACAUAGUUGGCAACAAGCUCACCCUGGCAGAUCUGAGCUGCAUUGCCUCGAUCUCCUCGAUCCAUGCCAUUUUCCCGAUCGAUGCGGCCAAGUACCCGCAACUGGCCGCUUGGGUGGCGCGACUUGCCAAGUUGUCCUACUACAAGGCCACCAACCAGGAGGGCGCCGAAGAGCUGGCUGCUCUCUAUCGUGCCAAGCUGGCGGAGAAUCGCCAGUAGGAAGAUUCCAUGGCAUUGUAAUGAUUUAGCAAAAAAAAAAUGGCAAUAAAAAUUUCGUUUGUCUCGA